Molecule: messenger RNA, 9141 nt
Organism: Puntigrus tetrazona (Sumatra barb)
Lineage: Eukaryota; Metazoa; Chordata; Actinopteri; Cypriniformes; Cyprinidae
Gene: esrrb
Product: estrogen-related receptor beta
Exons: 9
Coding region: 4913-6226 (437 amino acids)
Biological process (GO): regulation of DNA-templated transcription
Cellular component (GO): nucleus
Molecular function (GO): sequence-specific DNA binding; steroid binding; DNA-binding transcription factor activity
Source: RefSeq, a predicted model, not a curated record
GCAAACACUCAUUUCUGCCUCUCUGCUGCUCACACGCUCAUCGUAGCACACUCUCCUGCCUCCUCGCUCGCUCGCUCGCGCUCUCUCUCUCCGCUUCACCCGACCAGCCCCCUCCCCCCACUCACACACACACACAUACACACACACACACACGCGUACCUGAGCUGGCGGUGGGCUGCGCUGCUGGAGGGGCUUUUCGCCGCAACUUUUCUGAAGGUGCUCGCUCGUGGUUUUGGGGGGAGAGGCGAGUGUCCGGCGUCUCCUCUUUCCUUCUUCUCUUCCUCCUGGAAUGCUAAAACUGGGCUGAUGGACAUUUCCGAACUUUGCAUCCCUGAUCCUCUCAGCUAUCAUAACCAGUAGGUGCAUCUUCCUCUUUCACGCACUAACACCGCAUCUGUCUGUCUGUGUUUCUUCUUCUUUGGAUGUCGCCGGUACAGUUUUCUUGCGCUGGCUGAACUUUCUGCUGCUGAGAUAGGGAUGUGCUUUCAUCUGCAUGGACGGCGUCUUACUUUACGCUCCUAGUGUGAGCAGAGUGAAGUUUAGGGACACUUGUUUUCUUCUGCUUCUGUGUAGUGUUUUGUUGUAGUGUGUUGCACGACGCAUGCGUCCCAGCGGUCGGACGCUCAUCUAGAGCCGCUUGUGUUUGAAAACAAGUCUGAAGGGUUCAGGCGGGACAAAAGGCACAGGACGGAUGUUUGUUUAUUAAAUGAAUGAAAGGUCUUCUGGAUGCUGUAGUGGCCCCAGAGGAGCGGCUGAAGGGCUCCAGGUGUCCCGGGGCCGUCUGAGAUCGCAGCACGCGCCGGGCUGUGGAAUAAUGCGCUCCCUUUAGAAAGAAGAUUUACUCUUAUUUUUCACCAAAAGAAAUUCUAUUUUUUUAUUUUUCAGCAUGAAACACUUUCUCCAGAAUUAUCUUUUGAAUAUUGUUAUUUUACACAGGAUUUUUUAAAUGAUCUAUUAACAUAAACAGUCAUCUUAUCUAGUUUAAAACAGCAACUACUCCGUUAAUUCUUGCUUUGUGCUUGGAUUAUAUAUAUAUAUAUAUAUAUAUAAACAUUUUGAAAGAUUGAGCACAAUGUGGUGGAUUUUUUUCAUUUACUCUCAGUAAUGUGUCACACCGGCAGUUCUGACAGGGGCCGAAUGCAAACUGUGUGUGUGUGUGUGUGUGUGUGUGUGUGUGUGUGUUUGGGUAAAUUAGACUAGAUUACACUCUGCACACUUUAGUCAUCUUAAACACACAUAUUUUAAGCUGCUUUGUAGUUUUACACUAAGACGGAUUACAGAGGUUCAAUAGAGCUCAGCUGCCCUGACACCUCCACGCAGGCAUCUCCACAGCCGCGCUUGCCAUUACAAAAACCUUUAUUCACAACGAGUUGCUCUCAAAUGCAUUUCAAACAUUUGUAUAGGUUGAAACGCUCCGUUUUAUUAAGAGCAGCUCAUUUCGUGUAAAUUAUUCUAGCUCCACUGAAGGCUACAGUGACCUUUUCUUUAAUAGUGAUUUAAUUAUUGUGAAGAGUUUUUAAAACAUUUAAAAGAUACAGCAUAUUUAGUUCUUGAUUUAUUUGCCUGUCAUUAAAUACGUGUCUCAUAAAUUUGACCGUCACUGCUGGUUUGUUGCUUAAACACCUUCACGCUACACUUUUAUUUGUCCUGCUGGUAAUGCACCAAAUUAUUUUGUUUCGGUAGUUAUAUAAUUCUAUCUCUUAAUUUCUUUGCAUGAAAGAAAUAAAAUGAAUGCUAUUUAUUUACUGUGAAAUAAAAAUUUAAAACACAUCUGCCGUAGCAUUUUAAUUUUAAUACAAUAAUAUAAUUGCAAUAAUAUAUAGAGUGUUUAAUGUGUGUGUGUGUGUGUGUGAAUAAAAGAACCUGUUUUAGGUUUUUGAUUGGCCUUAUUGUGAAUCUAUACAUGUAUUUGUUUUAUUAAAAACACACUUAUUUAAUUUUAGUUAGUUAAAGCAUUUCCAAAAUUAUUUCAACCAUUGUUGUUGAAAUGCUUUAAUAAAAUGCGUGUUUUAAAUUAGAGUAUAGUCAGCGGCUGGCUUCAUGUGUCUGUCCUCAGAUGCACCGAGAAAGGCCACCGGUUAAUGUUUACUGGCACGUGUGGUGAGAUUGAUGCCGCUUCUGUUUGUAAACUGCACGCCGCGUGUUUCAGUAUUCAUGCGUAGAUCCGAGGCAUUGGGAAAGGUGGCGAUGCAGCCGGUCACUUUGACGUCUUCUUUACUCAGCUGGGAUAUUCAAUAUGACCCGGAGCGAAGACUGACUAGACAUAUUCCUGCUCGCUGCGGCCUCAUUUCAGGCUCUCGGCCGGGAUGACAGCUGGAUUACAUUCGUAUGCAGAAACCCUCCAUAAGCACGGCCAGACAAAUUCAAUUGAACAAUUGUUUGACUUCAUUACCGAGUUGGCAGAUCGAGCGCACAAAGCGCGUAUCUCCGGCAUUUCCGUUUUCCCUCUUCCGUUUUAUCGCAUUAGGUUGGAGAAAAAAGCAGCGGUGGGAAUUGCAUUAGUGCAUCUUAAGUUAAAAGCUCGGCGCUCUUUGAGCAAGUGUUUCAGUGCUGUUGGGUUAAUCAGAUUUUUGCUGUCUUUGAGGAGAUGCUAUCGCGGGUAACCAAAGCGGCCGGCUCUGACACUAUCCAGAUGGGAUCAGCUUACAGUAAUUUGGUUUCAGAAAACAUUACUCACACAGAUCCAUGGCUGUGGUCAGCCCACAUAUUCAUGAGCUCUGGAGAGGGUUUCGAUUCUCUCUCCGCGAGCCCUUCGCCGGCCAGCUGACCUUUGGCCAAAACGAGCACGCUUCUCCAUUCGCCGCAUGCUUUUUCAAACAAACACACAGGCUGCGGGCACCGGCGUGAGCGCAGAGCGGUGUUUUCAUGUGCGCUCACCUGCGUUCUUUCCGUUACGUGUUUAUUAUCGACACAUGCUCUGCUGAGGGUCUCUGGUGCUCUAUAUUUGUCAUCUGUGCACAUAUAAUCCUGAUUCACACUCUCACACCUCUAACUCUCUUGAACCGGCUUGUUUUAUGCAUCAUGAGCUUGCGUUAUAACAACCGUGUUGCAGGAGACAGUAUUAACACCCGUGGAAGCUUUGCAUUGCACUGAAGGGUGCUUCUAAUAGAAAAAAAGUUAUUGAAAUGAUCAGAAAUAGUAGUAUAGUGGCCAAUUCUCACUAUUACUAGCUUAUUAGCAUGCGUGUUUUUUACAUAUCGCCCGUUUAUUAUUUUGCAUGUUCUACCUCACUAAUCCUACCCGUUACUCAAACCUAACAACUAGUAUUAAUUAGGAAUUUGAAUUUAGUGAGGCAUAGUGAGAAGUAGACCUUAAAAUAUAGUGUGACUGAAAAAUGAAGAAAUGUUUGUCUGAAGAAAUUAAAAAAGGUUCUUCUGUGGCAUUGCUGUUUUAUUUUGAAGAGUGCAGUGUGUAAUGUAUCUGUCAGUCAUUAAAAGUGUGACAAAUUUCCGAGGUAGAAGGGCCAUGUUGUCUUGACGGUAGGGUCACUUUCAGCGCUCUCACACCCUGCGGCAGUGACCGAGCCGCCCGGCAUCGCCCAGUUCUCACCGAGGUAACCUUGGCAUCCUGGCCACGUCGUGACAGCAUGUUUAAAAAUAAACCCAGCUCCGCUAGCGUGCUGAGGAUAAUGGCCCUCCAACGCAUGCCGCAUGGGGGGUCUCACACGCACACACACACACACACACACACACUCAGACGAGACCACAGAGGAAGCAGUGAUGCUAUAGACAGCGCGGCUUGUCUGAAACAAAUACUUUAGCAUGGCAGUUUUAGCACAAGUUGCAGAUUUUUAAACGUUAAUUUGACUAUUUAGUACUUUUACAAACAAAAAAUAAACUUUUUGAAAUGUACUGCAAUUUAGUGUUAUCACAGCAUGUAAUCUGAAUCAGUUUUAUUUGUAUAUUUAAAAUUUUUUGUCUUUUUGUGUUUUUAUCAUUUCUUUAAAACACAACAAAAUUACUAAAACUUUAGUUAAAAUUGUCUAUACAGUUUCUAAUAAUUUUAAUUAACUUAAUUAGUUAUGUUAGUAAUCAACUUAAACUCAGUGAAAAUUAGAAGAAUUAGAUUCAUUUCUAUAUUUUUUCAUACAUUUUGUUUUUGUAUUUUCUAUUUCAAUGAACAUUUAUUCCUUUUUGUAUAUUAUUAUAUUUUUGCGGUUUUGUUUUAGUUUUAGUAAAGCUGCACGUGCAACUGAAUGCAGAUUCUGCUAACGUGUGGCCUGUCCGCAGCACUUGCUCUCUCUAUUUGCAUCAAUCCCACACACUGAGAGUAAACGAUCCGAGCGCUGUGUCCUGAUUUGCUCAGUAAUCAAAUGUUGCGGGGGGAAAAUGCUAAGUCCGCUAAUUUACACUUUGGAGAGGAGAGGAGAAAAAACGUGAGGCUGAAUGUCCGCGGGGCGGCACGCGGGCGUUUAUCAGAGAAUGGUAUUGGUAUCGAGCGGCCAGUCGUUUGAAGGUUAUGUUUCUGAGCAGUAAUUGAAAUGCAAAAUAACAUUAGGAUCGAUGGUUAGCUCUGUUUAUUUAUGAAAUCAAUAUUGAAACGGUCUGUCACCAUUGCGGCUCUGAUUCCAGCUGACAGCCAAACUGAGUGUGCCACGGCUGAGACGCUCGGUGCACUGCGGGAGGGAGCAGAGGAGCCAGGAACUGGGUGGGGUUUAGGAGAGGAAAUGAUGUCGCCACAGCUCGCCUCGGUCUGUGGGAAGGUAACUGUGGCUCAGGCUGACCCGAGGACCUGAGGACGUUACAGUGGAAACCCGCUGCGCUCGUGAAGUUCCUCACACAUCAACAUCAAACCUCCCAGAUAAAUAGCUGUGUUUCAUCAGGUUUCUGACUAACGAGCUUUAUUGGCUCACUUCCGCUGGUAUCCGGCGCUCUCUGGCACAGGCCUUUUUUCCACAAGGCUGCUGAACAGAAUGGCUGCUGAGGAGCGGCACAUGACGUCCAGCUGUGGCUCCUACAUCAAGACAGAGCCCUCCAGUCCGUCCUCUCUGGUGGACACGGCCAGCCACCCCAGUCCCGGCGCGCAUUCGGACGCUAGCGGAGGCUACGGCAGCGCCAUCAACAGCCACUCCAACGGCCUAGACUCUCCGCCAAUGUUCACGGCGGGCGGGCCGCUGAGCGCCGCGGGGAGCGCCUGCCGCAAGCGCUAUGAGGACUGUUCCAGCACGUUACUGGAGGACCCCGGCUCCAUCAAGUGCGAAUACAUGCUCAACUCCAUCCCAAAACGCCUGUGCCUGGUGUGCGGAGACAUCGCGUCGGGGUAUCACUACGGCGUGGCCUCCUGUGAAGCCUGCAAGGCCUUCUUCAAAAGAACAAUACAAGGUAACAUCGAGUACAGCUGUCCGGCCACCAAUGAGUGCGAGAUCACCAAAAGAAGACGCAAGUCCUGCCAGGCGUGCCGCUUCAUGAAGUGCUUGAAAGUGGGCAUGCUGAAGGAAGGUGUUCGGCUAGAUCGUGUACGAGGAGGCCGACAGAAAUACAAGAGGAGAAUGGAUGCAGAAAACACAGCCUACCUGGGGCUCACACUGCCACCGCCAGCCAAAAAACCCUUGACGAAGAUCGUGUCUCAUCUGCUGGUAGCGGAGCCAGAGAAGAUCUACGCCAUGCCGGACCCCACCAUGCCCGAGAGCGACAUCAAAGCCCUGACCACGCUGUGUGACCUGGCCGACCGCGAGCUGGUGGUCAUCAUCGGCUGGGCCAAACACAUCCCAGGUUUCUCCAGCCUGUCUCUGGGAGAUCAGAUGAGUCUGCUGCAGAGCGCGUGGAUGGAGAUCCUGAUCCUGAGCAUCGUGUUCCGCUCGCUGCCCUACGAGGACGAGCUGGUGUACGCCGAGGACUACGUGAUGGACGAGGAGCACUCGCGGCUCACCGGCCUGCUGGACCUCUACGUGUCCAUCCUACAGCUGGUGCGCAAGUACAAGAAACUCAAGGUGGAGAAGGAGGAGUUCGUCACGCUGAAGGCCAUCGCACUCGCCAACUCAGACUCCAUGCACAUCGAGGACGUGGAGUCGGUGCAGAAGCUCCAGGACGCCCUGCACGAAGCGCUGCAGGACUACGAGGGCUGUCAGCACGCAGAAGACCCUCGGCGGGCCGGGAAGCUGCUCAUGACGCUGCCCCUGCUCCGGCAGACGGCCACCAAAGCCAUCCAGCACUUCUACAGCAUCAAGAUGCAGGGCAAGGUGCCCAUGCACAAACUCUUCCUGGAAAUGCUGGAGGCCAAGGUCUGAUUGGCCGCUCGCCGCGUGACAUCAUCGGGGCCAGAGACUGCGGAGGUCAGCCGCGUGGGCUGCGGGACGCUCGUCUCUCGUCGGGACGUUUUUAAAGACCUGAAAAAAAAAGAUAACUUGGUUUAAAGCAUAAAUAUAAAUGGAAAAAUAAUUUAAAAAUCUAUAACAAAUACUAUGUACUUGUACAGUAAUGCUUUUCGUUCUUGAUCUGUGCUUAUAUAUGAUGGAAGAAACUGUAAGUCAUUUCAGAGUGAGUAGUCAUUUCUUUGGUUCCGCUAUCCCUCCGUGUUUGUCGCCAACGACCUCGGCCCGGCCCUCGGACGACGCCAGGACACCUCGAGGACUUGUAAAUAUUCAUGGCGGGAUUCGGCCGAGGCUGGACGUGGAAGCUGCUGCCGGUUCUUCCCUAAAUGUGAACUCUUGCUGACGUCCUUGAAAAUACCUCUUCUUGACUCCCGGGAGGACGGCGUUUGUGCCACGCUCCUCCGGGACCUCAGUCAUCUUACUCUAGUAACUCAGCAAUAAAUCGAGCCGACGAGGAGCGCCCACCUCUUGUGUUGCACUGUACUGCUUUUUUAAACUACUUGUUAUUGUUGUCGUCGUCGGUGUUUGGGCCUAAGUGUAGUCGGCGGGUGGAGGGAUGGAGGAUUUACGAUGCGUGGCAGACGUCCAGGAUGCUCCGUGUUCAAACAAUCAGACGCCCGUAUGUCAAGCGGCCUAUUUCGGGCUUGUUAAGCCACCGGCGGAGGAAACGAGGUGUUUCUGCUCGGACCCUGCCAGGACUUUUAUAGCCAUGUAUCUGAAUGAAGGUGGGCGGCAGGUGCGGGUCUUUAUCACCAGCUUUAUUUUUAGGUCUUGGAAGUCGACAGCAGAGUGAGCAGGAGGGGUGUUUGACCUCAUGUUGACACAAUAGCAUCGCUUCGAAAAUGGCCUUCAAACUCGCCGGCCCUAUAAACAGCUUAUUACCCUUAGAUCCACUUGACAGCAGACCGCCGUACGGCUCUUAGUCCCGAGUUAUCUGUUAGCAAUAUCCCGCACCCGAGAGGCAUUAGCGGUGAAAAGAACCGAAGUCAUUUGCUUGACGUCAAACGUAUAAUAUAUCAUGAAGGACCUGAGGGUUUGACUGAAUCUUGGGGUGCGUUUCCCAAAACCGGCCAGUCUCGUUGCCGACAUAGUUAGCGAUUCGGUUGCUGUGUUUCCAUCCAAAAUUGGGAUAUCGCACAUUUGUGAAUAAAGCAUCCAGGGAGCGCUAUCGUCGCUGUUCUUGAUUAACUUGUGCUAAAUAUCAUCAAGAAGUUUUUCAUUCGCCGUGAUAGGAAAAGGCAAUGCACGUAAUCGUUUUUUUGUGAACAAGGUGCGCUCAUGUUAUCUUAUUUUCGAGGCCGUUGUUUAGGAACGCAGAUCAGGGAGUUGAUUAUAAGGAAGCACUUUGAUGAGACUACAAGGCAUUAAUAAUUUUAGAAUGACUAAAUUAGCGUUUCGGAUUCUGGGCAAUGAGAUCUGAGCAGUUAUGCUGUCCCUUCGCAAAGUCGCGUCUUUUUUUAUGCGCAUUUAUUCGGCCAAAGUGUUUCUAUUGUGAGUGUUGAGCGCAUAUGCUUUUUAUGUCCAUUUUUACAAUUCAUGCCCCUCUUGGCAUUUGUGUUUUUUUAAAGCGGUAUCCCAAAAUGCGCACCAGUAUAGGUGGAUGGAAACAUAGCCGCUGUUCGUUGAAACCAAACGUCCCGUGUGGUCGAAAGUGCGACUUUGGAACGGAUCGUGCUCAAUUUGCACAUGAAGCAAAAAACCUGCAGCACAUUCUUUUAAAUCAAUCGAGUGCUGCAGCUGGGACGUCAAAGGCUUCAGAAUGAGGUUUUCUUUCGUUGUGUUUUUAGUUCACGAUACUUGGACGUUUAGUUCCCCGGUGUUACUGCACACACUGUAAGUAAGUUCAUUUUAGGUGUGUGUGAUUUACAUUGUAGAGCAAAACGCCCAAGUAUGGUCAAUUGAAAUGAAUGAAAUUAGCAAUAAAAGGUCCAUUGUCAAACCAGAGAUCAGUUCAUUAAUGACAGGUCUACAACAGGUGGAAACAGUGACUAGUUAGUUAUAUUGCUCUAGGGUAUUAACCAGCGAGAUCUGUCAUAUGGGAAACCAACCCCAGGUCCGAUCUCUCUCUCAAUCAUCGCUGAUGUCUCUCAUUGGCUUCACAAUUGCCAGACACUUCCCAGAAAACUUGAACCCACCACAAUCUCUCCCCGAGCGGACGAGAUAGCCAGAGAGAAGAUAAUACAGGGAUUCAUUUUACAUGCAGCGCAACUGUGUGGACUCACAUUAGGGAUCAGUUCUGACCAAACCAUGCCCGUGUGAAUGCAAACGCUUCGAGCUAAUGCUUCAGAACCCGACUCAGUCGCAUCCGUUAGACACACGCUAAUGAACAUAUAUGCAACAUUCACGUAGCUACCUCAUCGUUCAUCCUGUAAAUACUGCCCUUUCUUUAGCCUCUUCCUCUCACGCCCACAACGUCUGAUAAAGCUAGAGAACUAGGUUAACUUCUCACACACCACACUAACCACCAAAGCACACUUCUCUCUCCCCACGUCCUGUCUGGUGCACUGAUCCAGGUGCUUUUUUUCUACUUUUUUGACAACGGGACACUUGGUCGCAUUCAUCAUCUAGCCUACCCGAAACCCCACGAAGGAGCGAGUGGCGUGAAUGUUGAUCAGUGCCUCUCCGUUCAGUGUUUAGGAGGGAAAAGAUGCAUAUCUGUGAAGGCCGUUGUUUCUUUCUUUUCUGUGGACCGCAGCAUGUCGGGGUCAGAACUGCUCCCUCAAUGUUCAAAAUGACGCCGGUUUUUUGUGUUUCUCCUCCAGAUACUCAUUGUGUAUAUUAUAUCACUUUGGCCACGCUGUACUGUACAAUAAUAUUGUUCAUUUAACAAA